AUGGACAUGUUGUUCCAGUCAUUCCAUGAAGAUACACUGAGUCACAUCAUCCAGAAAAUGAGCUUCCUUUCUCUCACGGGGCCUGGAAUUUUGGGAAACUUCCUUAUGCUUUUGAAACAUGUACGUACUUUAGUCAUGAGUCAUGAAAAAAAUUCCAUAGACCUUAUCCUCAUUCAAUUGGCUAUUUCAAACAUUGUCAUUAUUUGUACCACAGGGAUCAGAGACAUAACCACAAUGGUGUAUUUUAGUAACUUCCUACUAGGUGACAUUGUUUGCAAAAUCAUGGUUUACCUGAGUAGGGUGGCACGGGGCAUCUCCAUCUGCACUACCUGCCUCCUCAGUGUAGUCCAGGCCAUCACCAUCAGUCCCAGGAACACCUUGUGGAGAAAGUUCAAACCACACACUACAUGGCAGGUUCUUCCCCACCUCCUCCUCUUCUGGGUCUUUAGCUUUCUCAUCAGCUCUAACCUGUUGCACUACAUCACAGCAGUCAACAAGAAUGAAUCUAAUGUUAGAAUGUAUGUUGGUUAUUGCUACAUGCUGCCAGCUCCACAAAUCGUCAGGUGGCUCUUCCUCUGCCUCAUGGCUCUCCGGGACCUCAUGUUUCAGACUCUCAUGGGUUGUAGCAGUGGGUACAUGGCUCUUUAUCUGUACAAACAUCACAAACGUGUCCUCUACCUCCAGAGCUCCAGGUUUGCCAAAUAUCCCAGCCCAGAGAUCAGAGCCACUCAGAGUACUCUCAUUCUCAUGGCCUGUUUCCUGUUCUUUUAUUGGACAGAUUUCAUUUUGUCCUUCUACACAGGGAUCACAUUGUCAGAGGAAUCAACAACACUACAUGCUAAAAUAUUUCUAGAAGUUGGUUAUUGCAGUCUGAGUCCCUUUGUACUGCUCAGCAGGAAUAUUCAUAUUACUGGAUGCUGGAGUGCUCACUGAGAACCUCAAGGAACUG
This is a messenger RNA of Ochotona princeps (American pika), 949 nucleotides long. Its product is annotated as putative vomeronasal receptor-like protein 4. Gene Ontology annotation, molecular function: pheromone receptor activity. Bases 1 to 933 code for a protein of 310 amino acids. Gene Ontology annotation, cellular component: membrane. NCBI's taxonomy places the organism in Eukaryota, Metazoa, Chordata, Mammalia, Lagomorpha, Ochotonidae. The record is from RefSeq and is a predicted model, not a curated record. The transcript is spliced from 2 exons. Gene Ontology annotation, biological process: G protein-coupled receptor signaling pathway.